Postia placenta MAD-698-R-SB12 is the source of this 636-nucleotide messenger RNA. RefSeq lists its product as hypothetical. The record is from RefSeq and is a predicted model, not a curated record. The coding region runs from base 1 to 636 and encodes 211 amino acids. NCBI's taxonomy places the organism in Eukaryota, Fungi, Basidiomycota, Agaricomycetes, Polyporales, Adustoporiaceae. The transcript has 2 exons.
AUGGCCUCCAUUCUCGAUACUUCAAACACCGAGCGCGUCCCCACCAGCCCAGACGCCAAUACCUACACCUACGCCGCGUCUGAGCUUACGGAGCUCGACUCCGUGGCAACUAUUGAUGACGCAAACACGAGUAACUAUGACAUACUACAACAGAUAGUAGCAUCAUUUCGCAAGGUCAGCCACCAUCCCACAAGAACCCACGUCGUGUUAAAUUAUCACCAGCCAAUUCCAACGACUGCGUCUUCGAGAGACCUUCGGCUUGCUGGGUACCUCGCACCAGUGCACAGGCCACAGCCACUUCCCCCUAUAACACCCAGACUGUCGCCCCGCGGCCUCGACGAUGAAGUAGAAUCCCCGGGGCCGCAGACACCACAGGAUAUUCCCGAAGAGCUCAAGAACACGAGUUAUCUCCUGGCGAGUGUUCUACAAAAGCAGGAUGAGGCACCCGACUACGACCAUUAUUUUCCCUUCCGAAUUGAUGGUCCGAACGCGCUGGGGCUCGAUAUCGGACACGAGUUGAGCAACGAGUCAGACCCCGAGCCCAAGAGUUCCGUUUUUUGGGUUUUGAAUGAGCGAUACAGGCCUCGAUGGGAGGAACAACAGGCCCAACGCGCAGGCAAAUCCACUCACCUAUGA